Messenger RNA from Paramecium sonneborni, 1796 nucleotides. NCBI's taxonomy places the organism in Eukaryota, Ciliophora, Oligohymenophorea, Peniculida, Parameciidae. The record is from the annotation of a GenBank genome assembly.
AUCAAUGAAUCCAAAUGAUGAAUAGUAGAGAUUAUAUCAAAUGUUCUAACAAAUGGGUAAUCCAGACCCAUAUGGAAGAAUGUUACCAGUGCCUAAUUCCCCGUAUUACUCUUGUUGGACUCCUCCUUUUCCAUAGCCAAUGAUGCCACCACCACCUAAUUAGAAAUACCCAUUUCCAGAUUAAUUUAUGCAUGAUUAAGCUCUCUAAAUGAAUAAUCUAUAACCUAAUCAAGGUGGAAUGAAUAUGAAUGGUAUUCCAUAAGGUUUACAAAACAUGCCACCUAUGCCAAUGGGAUUUGGAAUGCCUCCUAUGGGACCAGGUUAGCUUCCACCUGGAGCAAUGGGUCCAGGUCCAAUGGGUCCUAUGAGUACUAUGGGGCCAAUGGGUCCUAUGGGACCUAUGGGUCCAGUGUAAUUACCAGGAAUGGGACCUAUUCCAUAAGGACCUAUGGGAUAAAUGCCGCCUUUUGAUUUUUAAUUUAAACAAUAACCACAAUUAUAAUAGUAAUUAGGACCAAAUCAAAUAAUACCAUAAUAAUAACAAUAAUAAUAAUAACAACAUCUACAACCAUAACCUAUAUAAUAAUAAUAACAAUAGCAAGUCUAACCAUAAUAAUAAACACCUUAAUUUUAAACAUAAACAAAUUCAAAUACAAAUACUAAUAAUAAUAAUAAUAAUAAUAAUAAUAAUGCUAUGACUUAAUAAAAUAAUCUAGAAUAAGGUAUUUAUUUGCAUUUCCACUUACAUAGGUUUUUCACAAGUUGUUAAUGAAUUUUAAUUAAAGAUUUUGAAUAUGUUUGUUUAAUAAAAUUAAAUGUUAUUAGACUUUAAGAAUAAAAAUGCCAAUUUAGAAAAUGUUAUUACAUAAAUAUUAGAUGAAAUUACAAAUCUAUAAAAAAUUGUUGAAUAGAAAUUUGAUAAUGGAUAAACAGAAGAUUUUGUUAGCAGAUGUAAUAAUUUAAAUUCUAAAUUCUUAGUAUCAAUACCACAUCAAGAAAUGACUCAUAAUAAUAUAUUAUUAAAGUCAUUAUCCUAUAAUCUAAAUGAUUUUCAAUAUUAAUUGAUAUUAAUUAAUGAUUUAGAUACAGUUUUAUUUAAAGACAAAAACUUUAAUCUUGAAAUUGCUCUAAAGGAUAUGAAAGGAUAAAAUAUUAAAAAUAAAAAUAAAAUAGAAUUAGAGAUACAAUUAUAUUCAUCAGAUGAUAAACCAACAAUAUUGCAAUAAAAUUCUUAGAAUUAAGUCAUAUUAAGAUUACCUGAAGAUAACAUUUGGUUAGAAGAUGGUUUAGCAGAAGUUGAGAAACUUUAAAUUAAUGAAGUAACAUCUCAUUAUUAAAAUGGUUGGGUACACAUGAUAGUUUAUCCAAUUAAAAAUAAUAAUAAAAUAGGAUAAGAUGACAUAAAUCCUGUAUUAAUUAGACCAUUAAUAUUGUAAAUUGUAGUGAAAUCAAAAAAAACAUUUAAAAAGUAUUUACUAUUAUUAUUUAGAUCCUCUCGAUCUAGAUCAAGAUCUCAUGAAAGAUUAAGAAGAUUAGAAAAGUUAGAAGAUAAAUCAAGUUCAGAAUCAGAGGAAGAAAUGGAAUAAAGAGAUGCUAAAAUAUCAUAAGAAUAAUAAAAUGAAAUUGAAAAUUAAAAAGAUUAAUAAUUAGAUAAUUAAAUAGAAGAAUAAAAUGAAAAUGAUUAAGCUAAAGAUAAUGAUAAUAAAAGUAAUAAUAAAGAGAUUAAUAAUGUUUAAUAAGAUGAAAAUUAAGUAGAAAAAGAAGAAAUUUAUUAAAAUAAUGAAUCUGAGUCUUGA